GUUCUAAUUUGCUUCACUUUUAUGGAAGUUCUAAUUUGCUUCACUUUCAUGAGGAUUCUAAUUUGCUUUAUUUUCAUGGGGGUUCUAAUUUGCUUCACUUUUAUGGAGAUUCUGAUUUGCUUCACUUUUAUGAGGUAUCUUGGUAUCCUUUUGCUGUUAUAUGUUGGUGUUGA
Molecule: messenger RNA, 173 nt
Organism: Cetraspora pellucida
Lineage: Eukaryota; Fungi; Glomeromycota; Glomeromycetes; Diversisporales; Gigasporaceae
Source: the annotation of a GenBank genome assembly